Messenger RNA from Sphaeramia orbicularis (orbiculate cardinalfish), 2310 nucleotides. Its product is annotated as LIM domain only protein 7-like. Bases 587 to 1846 code for a protein of 419 amino acids. The record is from RefSeq and is a predicted model, not a curated record. NCBI's taxonomy places the organism in Eukaryota, Metazoa, Chordata, Actinopteri, Kurtiformes, Apogonidae. Gene Ontology annotation, biological process: regulation of signaling; regulation of cell adhesion. The transcript has 12 exons.
UUUCAUUGACAGCUGGCUGACCGUUUCAUCUCAGGAGGGGGGGGGCAGGACACUUGUAAUUUUGAUUGGGUGUAAAUUCAGACCUGUUCAACCAAAUGACCAAUCACCUUUGUGUUCUUCUAUUAUUGACCCUUGGUGAACCACCGGUAGAUCACCAGCAACAUGUUGGAGACACCUGGACUAGUUCUAUUUUUAGAACAGACCUGAGAACAACUCACGUGGUUCUUGCGGGCGACCUGGUGCCCACGGGCACUGUGUUGAACGUCUACUCACACUGAGAUUAACAUCAGGACAUAACUGACAGACAUUCCCAACUAAGCUCCUCCCACUGGUGCUGGGUGGAACUGUGGGACCAGGUGAGCUUCUGUUCCAUUCCAGGGCAACAGUUCACCUGAGACACACCAACACUUGGACUCUUCCAUCAGCCUUCCACAGAUUCAGGAAAUCCCCUCUGAUGUCUGACUGGGACAAUCAUGUGAGCUGAAGUGGUCCAGACCAGGAGUGAAUUUCACUGGACCAUUGGAGACAUUUCCAUCACAGCGUCAUGAACACAUGUUUGUUUUAUGGUUAAUGUGGAUUCAGCAGAAUGGAUCAGUAUGAGGACAGAGAGGAGGGAGCCCCUCCCUCAAAGACCACCAACAGGACCCCCCUAGGACCUGGACCCGACAGACUCCCCAAAGCUCAGAGACAUGGACCUGGACCUGGACCAGGACCAAGCUGUGUGUCCGUGAACAGUGAUGACUCCAUGGGUGUUCCACAGACUCAAGCGGAGCAGCAGAGCUCAGAGGUUCCCAGUGGUCUACAGGAUCAGACUCAGCUGGACUCCACAUUUGAGGAAACACAGAAGGCAUCACUUAAAGAAAGUCUGUUGAAAAUUCUGAAGCAUUUGAUCCAUGAUGAGUUUAAAGAGUUCAAGUGGUUCUUGACCAUUGAAGAACUACCCAUCCCAGUCAGUCGACUGGAGAACGCAGAGCGGACGGACACAGUGGAUCUGAUGGUCCAGACCUACUACACAGAUACUCAGAGAGUCGCUGUAAGGGUUCUGGAGAAGAUGAACAGGACUGAUCUGGUGAAGAAACUUUCAAAAGACAUCCCAGUAUCUAAAGUGACGGGUGGCGGAGGACUGGGUGAAAGGAAGGGUCAGCAGUCCGUGUCGCAGGCUGAGCUGGAGCGACAGCAGAUCCUUAAUGAGAUGAAAAAGAAGACGCUGCUGCUGACUGACAGCAGCUGGAUCUGCCAACGUUCCACUAACACCAUCACCAGCAAGGAGGCAGACAUACCCCCCAUGCGCAGAGGCGAGUCUCUUGACAACCUGGAUUCCUCCUACAACUCCUGGCGAUCAUCGUGGACACCCAGAAGUAGCUCUUAUUGCCAAAACUACUCACGUCCUCAUUCUGCCCUCUCUGGCAGCACUUCUUUUCAUGGUGGUUGGUCAGGAGCACGACACAGCUCCUCCACUCUGCCGUCCUCAUCCUCUAUGGGCUCCCUGCGAGGUGGGGCAGGAACCCCCUCAUCCCCUUGGUCGAGGCAAACGCCCUCCCCUUCACCUUCUUCACCGUCACCCACCACCUCCCCAGAGCCCAGGUCUGAUCCACCUCAACAGCAGAGCAGGUCAGUGAGUGGCAAGAAAAUCUGUACGUUCUGUGACACCCCACUGGGAAAGGGAGCAGCCAUGAUCGUUGAGUCCCUUGGGCUCAGUUAUCAUUUGAGCUGCUUUAAGUGUAUUGAUUGUAAGUCAGACCUGGGAGGAUCAGAAGCUGGUGCUGAAAUCAGAAUACGAAAUAAACAACUCUACUGUAACUCCUGCUACAUGCGGUUUAAAACCGGCCAACCAACCGCUAAGUGAUGUGACUGUACUCCAGCAAACUGAUGAAGAGAGUACUUGUGACAACAACCCAUGAGGUCAUAGCAAAUAGCACAGACAUUGUGCAACGUUGGACAUGCACAUUCACAUGAUGCAUAUUCCUUUUGACAGUGUGAUCAAAACGAUGAGCUUGCUAAGAAAUAUCUACUUUAUUGUUAUAUUAAGUAUUACAGUUGUACAAAGUGGGGUUUCUGCAUGCGCAAGAGGUUUUCACUGUUUUAGCCAUGAAACUAGUCUAUAAGAUUAUGGAGGCAGAUCUUUUUAAUGACACAUUUUAGACAGAGACAGAUUUUAAAGAGAUGGAUUAUUUUAGUUUUUGAGGAACCCUGCAGGAUCAUCAUCUCUUGUUCAUGAUUCUUCCCCGCUGAGUCUUGUGGUAUUAAUGUUUGUCAAGCAAGGUUUUCUUAUCAUGUUUAUGUGCCUUUUUGUUUGUAACGGGGAAAAAA